GGUCCGUACCGGAAGAAGAAACAAUCCGUCCGCUGUCAUGGCGGUAAAGGAGAAUGUUUUGUAUCCGUCACUGCUGUUAUUACUUAUAUGUGUGGCUUUUUUACACUUAAUUAUAUGUCCCUUCACAAAAGUGGAGGAAAGCUUUAACCUGCAAGCGGCUCAUGAUCUUCUAUAUCACAGACUUGACUUUGACAAGUUUGACCAUCAUGAGUUCCCUGGUGUGGUGCCCCGAACAUUCAUCGGCCCCCUCUUUGUCUCCACCCUCUGCUCCCCCGUAGUCCUACUGUCGUCUCUGCUGGACACGCCCAAAUUCUACAGCCAGCUUAUGGUCCGAGCCGCCGUGGGAGUGUUGGUCAUCGGUGCGUUAUGGCAUAUGCAGCGAGAGGCGAGGAGGCAGUUUGGCUCGACGGUGGCGAUCCUUUUCUGUCUGACGUGCGCGUCACAGUUCCACCUGAUGUUCUACAGCACCAGGACACUUCCUAAUGUGUUUGCGUUACCGCUAGCACUAAUCGCAUUCACGUCUUGGAUGGCUCAAAAAUACGGCAGCUUUAUCGUCUCCUCUGCCUUCGUCAUCAUGGUGUUCCGGAGCGAGCUCUGCAUCUUCCUGGGUCUCAUGUUGCUCAUGUCGCUCCUGAGUAGGAAACUGGCUUUCUUAACACUUCUCCGCUACGCUGUUCCUGCUGGACUGCUAUCAUUAGCUCUAACAGUGGCCAUUGACACUUUCUUUUGGAGGAAACUUUUGUGGCCAGAAGGUGCAGUUUUAUGGUUCAAUGUCUUUCUCAACAAAAGUUCCACCUGGGGAACCUCCCCCUUUCUCUGGUAUUUCUACUCCGCGUUACCCCGUGCCUCCGGAUGCACGCUGCUGUUCGUCCCGCUCGGCCUCCUGGAUCGGAGGAUGAGGGUCCUGCUGCUGCCCACUGUCGCCUUUAUCCUCAUCUACUCGCUGUUGCCACAUAAAGAGCUACGAUUUAUCCUCUAUACUUUCCCUGUCUUCAAUUUGGUGGCUUCCCGAGGAUGCUCCUUUAUUUUGUGCAACUACAACAAAUCCUGGAUGUAUAAACUUGGAUCAGCUGUGGUGAUGGGUCAUCUAUUGAUGAAUGCCGCCUACUCCAGCAUGUGUCUCUACAUUUCCCACCACAAUUACCCAGGGGGCCGAGGAAUGCAGCAGCUGCACCGGCUGUUGCCCGCCACAGCAGAUGUGUCUGUUCACAUCGACACAUACGCUGCUCAAACUGGAACAUCUCGCUUCAUGGAGGAGCAUCCACACUGGAGAUACGACAAACGGGAGGAUUUGAACCCUACAAGUCCUGAAAUGAGAAUGUUCUCACACUUGCUGAUGGAGGCAAACGCCACAAAGAUUGAAAUGCUCCAAAACACCCACAGACCUCUGGUAUUUAUCGAAGGCUACUCCAGAAUCGCUCUCGACUUGUUUAGUUUCCCUCCUUUCAGGGUGAGACUGGAGAGGAAAAGCGUGCUCAUGCAGAGGACCACGUUUGUCUAAUUAAAGGGGGCUGUUUGCAACUUGCUAACCGAAAAAAUAUAACAAGAUAAUCGGCGGCUGGUUUAUGUCACUGUUAGUGGUUUAACAGAACAUAUAAAUCAGUGUAUACAUUUAAAAUGUAUAUAUUUUUCACAAUCACUCAAUUUUAUCAAAUAAAAAAACAAGUGUUUUCGCAGGUCGUUAAAUUAAUUUUGUAAAAAUUAAGGCCUUAAAGGCCAUUAAAAAGCAUUAAAUACAAUGUCAGACAAUUGCAAUUGGCAACAAAAUAAAUCACCUGACCCAGUUUUUCAAAUUUGGGAACAAAAUUAGAAUAAUAUACUGAUAUUUCUUGAUAGAGUCCAUUUAUUUUUAUGUUUGAUUACUUAUUUAGGAUAAUUGAUUUAUUCACUUCCAAUAAUAAAUGGUAGAAAAUAAUACACUCAUGAAAAAUGUGUUUAUUGCAUUUGAAAGGGUCAGUUAAGUGCACCAAAAAAAUAGAUUCACAUCCAUGAAUUACCAUGACUUGAUUAACGUGGACCCCGACUUAAACUAGUUAAAAAACUUAUUGGGGUGUUACCAUUUAGUGGUCAAUUGUACGGAAUAUGUACUGUACUCUGCAAUCUACUAAUAAAACUUUCAAUCAAUCCUAA
Nerophis ophidion (straightnose pipefish) is the source of this 2130-nucleotide messenger RNA. RefSeq names its product ALG12 alpha-1,6-mannosyltransferase (gene alg12). NCBI's taxonomy places the organism in Eukaryota, Metazoa, Chordata, Actinopteri, Syngnathiformes, Syngnathidae. Gene Ontology annotation, molecular function: alpha-1,6-mannosyltransferase activity. The coding region runs from base 38 to 1501 and encodes 487 amino acids. The transcript is spliced from 9 exons. The record is from RefSeq and is a predicted model, not a curated record. Gene Ontology annotation, cellular component: endoplasmic reticulum membrane. Gene Ontology annotation, biological process: protein N-linked glycosylation.